GUGAGGUAGAUCGCGUUGCUAGCUGAUCUUCCUUUGGAUGCAAAAUGUCUCAUAAUCUGUUCACCAGUGAUGGCAAAAUGAUCACGAUAAUGCACCAUUAACGAACGUGUUGUCGGGAUUACAAAAUAAAAGAUGAACAGCUCCGGGAGAAGCGAGAGUGAGUGGCAGGGGCUGGUGAACGAGUUCCUGAUUUGUAAGCGCAAGUUGGAGAGCAAGAAAGAGGCUCUCCUAAUUCUGUCCAAGGAGCUGGACACCUGCCAGCAGGAGAGGGACCAGUACAAGCUGAUGGCCAACCAGCUCCGCGAGCGGCACCAGGGACUCAAGAAGAAGUACAGGGAACUCAUAGAUGGAGAUCCCACUCUGCCUCCUGAAAAACGGAACCAGGUGAAUUUAGCCCAGCUGUUGAGAGACUCCAGAGAGAAAAGUAAGCAGCUCUCCGAGGAGGUGAAGGAGCUGAAACAACGCCUGGUAGAGGCUCAAGGUGACAACAAGCUUUUACGAAUGACCAUCACCAGACAGAGGCUGGGAGACGAGGAGGUCGGUGUGAGACACUUCCCCGCCCACGAGCGAGAGGACCUGGUCAAGCAGCUGGAGAGAGCGAGAGAGCAGAACGAGGUGCUGGAGCACAGCGUGAAGUCGCUGACUGACGAGCUUCAAGAUGUGAGAGCGGAGCGAAACGUGUUUCAGGAGAAGGCUCAUCGGCUCAACAUGGAAAUGAACCACAUUUUGGGGAACGAUGAGAUUCGGAUUUUAGAUGUAGACGCGCUCUGCAUGGAAAACAGGUAUUUACAUGAACGCUUCAGACAACUGCAAGAGGAGGUCAACAUGCUCAAAACGAAUCUUACCAAAUACAAGAGUGCUCUGGAAAGCAGGAAGAACUCCAAAAUCUGCGGAAAACCCAACAGUAGUGCACUCACCGGGGUUCUCUCUGCCAAACAAGUGCACGAGCUACUUCUCUCUGAGGAAAACGGCUGCAGCUUGCCAGUGACUCCCCAGUCCAUCUCGGACCUCAAGUCCCUCGCCACGGCCCUGCUGGAGACCAUCCAUGAGAAGAACAUGGUCAUUCAGCACCAGCGGCAAACCAACAAAAUUCUUGGGAACCGAGUUGGAGAGUUGGAGAAGAAACUGAAGACACUGGAGGCGGCUGGAUUAUGGAGCUUGCCAGGUCUGACUUAUGAUGUCUCUCUGGGAUUAUGUGGAAGAGGAAAAGACACUAUCAACCUAAAUCCUCCGCAGACGGUGUUAAGCCCUCUAAGCCAGGAAGGAAAUGAAGGGUCAGAAAGUGUUGCCGUCAGCCAGCAGAACUCCUCAGAAUCACCAUACCAAGCAGUGGAAUCACCCGCUGCGUCUGGUGUUCAGCAUGAACUCGAAAAGGAACCAUCCUCUCCAUCCUGUGAGGAAACAUCUCAGCAAGAGGACGUGGCGGCCAGCCCUCAAGCAGAGGCGCCAAAGGGCGAGGAAUGCCACAGCAAUCAGCAAUCACAGAUCACCACGGAGUCGACGGCUUCAACGUGUCUCCAGUUAGAGGAAAGCGGAUGUUGGAGCGCUUCCCCUCCCGCAGAGACGGAUGGAAAAGCCCCCGAUCUGCUAGACUCUGGCCGGCCUCGGCAACCUUCAGAGAGCUCCAGCACUGAAGGAGGGGAGGCUGAGUCAGAUGCACCCUCUGUUGAGACUGAGCGUAUCCCAGCGGCAAAUAACACAAAUAUUGCUUCACCCCCUUCUGCCUCUGCUGCAACAAAAAUGUCUGCUGAGGAACAAGAGGAGGUCCAGUCAAAGGAGGAGGCCGAGAGUUCAGACGUGACAGAUGUGUGUGUCAGUCACGGCGUCUGACGUCCUCCAGUAGGUGCUCACAUGAUGCAGAACACUGGGAGGAAAAAGCACAUUUUUAAGAAUUACCUGUGAUGUUGAUGUUGAUCAUGAUAAAGUUUAAAUAUUAAUAUAAAACUCGUAGGACAUAUAUUCAAUUUACAUUUCCAGUUUCUUCUGGAUAAUGAAAAAAUCUGUAGAUAAUGCGUCUUUUUUUGUUGUUUUUAGCAAUAAUGACUGACUUAAAGCAGUGGGUUAUGUCACGUUACGCUGAGCAGGCAUCAUUUCAUGACAAUUUUACAUGAUUAUCCUCAGCUUAAAAUAAUUGCUGCUUUUUCAUAACAGAUACCAAACAUCUGUUAUUUCAGUUUGAAAAAUACCUAUUUACAGAUGCUUUAAAAAAUAUUUGGAUGCUAGAUGAAGGAUUUUCACUGUGAAAUUAGUUAGGAUGACUGAUUGCAGACCUAAAUUUAAAAAAAAAAAAAAAAAACAACAACAAAACAGAUUAUGUAAUUUGUCAAACCAGUAUCGCAAAGUGAUCUGACUUGUGCUCUCACUGUCCAGUUUGGGAGUUUCAGGCUUGUUUCUUGUUUAAUGCCUUCGGGUAACGUGACAUCAUUGUAAUCAAUGAUCUCUCCAGUAGAAAUAGAAGUUGAAUGAAUGUAGGGUGCAAACUACCAAAUUAUACAUCAAUGGUAUAGAGAGAGGAGAUUAUGAAAUAUACUGAUAAAAUGCAGAUAAGGGCUAUGGCACGACACUGAUGGGUAUCACGAUAUAGUUGCUGCAACAGUGCUUUUGAUUUCCCUGCCUUUGAUUGUGGAAUUUCCUUUGAGUUUGACUGGAAUAAUCUGAAGUUUUUUGAAGCCAGCUCUCAUUUGGCUCUCAGUCUAAACAGGAAGAAUGUUGUUUGCAUUUUAUUUCUGCUGAGGAACUGUGUUACACUCUGAUGCAGAUCAUUUAGCUGCGAUUCCUCAGCUGUCUAUCAAUAGAAAGUCGUUUUUGGGUGUGGGCUGGUUUUAGCUGCACAGUUUCCAGUCCUGUCACUCCUUUCUUUUAGUACCUCUCAUCCCCUGAUCCCCAUGGACAUUAAGAUGCCAUAUUAUGUGUCUUAAAAAACAAAUCUUUAAAUUGCUCUUUACCCCCUUUUAAUAUAGGUGGUGGAACAUGAUACAGAGAGAUUUACUUUUUUUUUUGUUUGUUUUUUUUUUUGUUUACAUUGUUACCAAAUUCUGACCAGAAGGUGCAGCCAGUUGCUCCAAAACCUAACCCGCUGUAGUUCUGUUUCAAUGUUAAUGUUGUAGCAUUAGAUGGCAGGCUUUUUAAGUUCCUCAACCCACAAUAUUUAGAAAGCUGUUUAAAAUGCUGCAUGACAAUAAACAAGUUUAAAAAAAAAACACUUAAAAUGUUUAAAAUGCAAAACAUGUACAAAGAUAAUUGUUUGUUUUCUCCACUGUUUUUGUUUCAUCACAAUAUUUAGACAAACUAUUUUACUAGACAAAUAUUUAGUGUUAUUUCAAAGUGUUUUGACAGUUGACGGUGCACUAACACAGAUGCUCAUUCCACACACUUUUGUAUAAAAAAUACAUAUACAUAUAUAUAUAUAUACUGUAGCAGGAUGAGGCCACAGCUUCUAGAUAACCAGCACAGCUGUCUUCAUGCUAUUCUUAAGAAGUAACAUUAACUUACACAACAGCAAUUACACAGAACAUUAACCAUCUGUGUGGAAGUGUUAAAUGUGCACAAAAUGUAUUUUUCUGCAAAAUAAAUUACUUUUCAAUGAA
Myripristis murdjan (pinecone soldierfish) is the source of this 3587-nucleotide messenger RNA. RefSeq names its product coiled-coil domain-containing protein 149-like. The record is from RefSeq and is a predicted model, not a curated record. Lineage: Eukaryota; Metazoa; Chordata; Actinopteri; Holocentriformes; Holocentridae. The transcript has 13 exons. The coding region runs from base 133 to 1830 and encodes 565 amino acids.